UGAGGAUUCCUUUUCGCCUUCCUAUACAAGAUCUCCUUGCUGUGUACAGUACUAAAGUGAUGUAGUGAGUGACUUUCAGCGCACAUCAUGUUUCACAAGACCGGUGAUUGACUACGUAUCUAAGGCGCUGUGAGUUGAAGCAAAUGAUUGAAAAGGAUUACCAUGACAAUAAGGGCCUACAGGGUAUUUAGUAGCACCUGUGUACAAGAACGACGGCUUCCAAAAUAUAUUAACAUCAGAACACACGACCGAGCAGCAAGAAGCAGGCCUUCACCAAAGAGUAUCGCCAAGACCUGAUACAUCAGAUUCACAAAGCUGAGAAUGAGAUCAGUGUAUACAAAUCACAGCUGCAGCAUAUGGGUCAGUGGAUGAACAUUGACGACGACCUCCGGUUCACCAUGGACCGAUGCUUCGAUGAACUUACAGUAUAGCCUAACACCGGCUUCCUGAAUCUUACCGGAUUCAACUUUAUUGAAGACCAAACCACACUUAAAACACGGCAUAAACUGCCUCAUUGUGUCCAGACCAAGUGAGAUAGCCUGAAAAAUAUGGAGUUGGAGAUCCUGCUAUGAGAUAUUUGACCAAAUAACACAGGAAGGUCACAAGGUCACCGUUAAGGAUACCGAACUCGCAGCAUCUGACAGAAGGAUAAAUGACUAGAUUCAACUACAGAAGCACCAUACCCACGCACCGUCCACUCCCUCCUUCACCUUUGCCCUUCACCCCCAUCUCUCCCCCGCCAUCCUGUCUAGAUAACUAGCCUCAAGUAGAGAGCGGAUGUCUUAGAGAAUAUCCAGAGUGUCACUGUACGUCUUGGAGUACGCCCAGGGUACUGUGAUGAUGGUGUUCCAGGGAAAUGGGCCACCUUGGACGGAUUGUCAGCGGUUGUGUGCAGUGUGUGGGUGGCCCAAGAUGGAGAAGACAGUUCUACUUCUGGUGAUAGUUGUGUUGUGGGGGUCAACAGGAUACGCACAAAAUUCUCCAGAUGCAAACACUAACCCCAGCAUGACAUCCACGGAAGUUAGGACAAACAGCUCUAACAACACGUCGGACAGAACGAAUACCGCCACAGAAUCACCCGGAUGCAACUCUACCGAAGCAUUGGUCAAGAGUAUCACAGAAAUCAUGGAAAAUGUGAAGGAAGGCAUGGAAAAUGUGAAGGAAGGCAUGGAAAAUGUGACGAAAGGCAUGGAAAAUGUGAUGAAAGGCAUGGAAAAUGUGACGAAUGGCAUGGAAACUGUGAUGAAAGUCAUGGAAAAUGUGACGAAUGGCAUGGAAACUCUGAUGAAAGUCAUGAAAAAUGUGACGAAUGGCAUGGAAACUGUGAUGAAAGUCAUGGAAACUGUGAUAAUAGAAUGCAACAGAUUGACUGUUGCUCUAAUAUUCUUCAUUGUCAUCCUAAUGGUUCUUGGAGGAGCUGUCAUUUAUUUAUAUCUGGAGAGAAUGAAGCUAUCAAAGGACAGCGAGAAACAUUAUUUUGAAGAAAAGUCGCAGCAUUCUAUCAUGUCAUGCACAUCUGCUACAGUGGAGCUCCGACCCUCUAACACUUCUCGCCAGUCUACCUUCGUGGCGUCCCAACCUUUGAGUACUCACAAUAGCCAUCUCAAUCACACCAGGAAUAUGUCUGGCUCCGAGAGGGAUGAUCCAUCGAGGAAACAUCUACAUCCACCUCUGUCUAAACCUCCUCCCCCAUCAGAUACACAGGAGCCAACGUUUCCCAUCUCCGGGUCAUUGGGUGACGUGGAUGAAUCUUCUUCAAAGAAACCUCGACACAUUCCUUCAUCGCCGCCACCUGCCCCAAAGGAGACUCCAGACUCCAUGUUCCCAAAGACCUCUGGAUCCUUGGGUGACGCCGACCACUACCCUGCAGACAAUGAUGAUGAUGACGACGAACAUGACUACGAUUACUUAGAUAUCAAUAUGCUCAAACAACAGAUGGAUAAAGAAAAGAAAGCAGAGCAAAGGCAAGAACAGAUGGGAAAAGAAGAUUCAAUUACACCGAAAAAGGAAGAGAAAGAGCAAGUAACAGAAGACGGUGAAGCAAUUUUGUCUCGUCAUGACUCUGAGAACUCACUUUACAACGUAAUAGUGGGAGCAAACUGUAAUGAAAAUGAAAUUGAAAUGGAAAGUAAUUUAUAAACACAUUACAAAUAAUAUAAAAUACAAAUAUUAAAGUUAAGAAAAUGUGAAAUUUCAAAUAUUAGUGAAAAAGAAAAUGGAAUCUGGAAACAUUUAUCUAUUUACCAUUAGGUAUAAUGGAGAUUGUAAAUGUUUAUGUGUAUAAGCAGAGACUAACAGUAUUUCGGGCGAGUCAUCAAGUACAUACAUUUGUUGAGGUAUUCACUGAGAAUUUGCAGUGAUUUGUUAGUUAAUCAGUUUUAAUCUGUUGACUGAGGUAAACAUAGAAUUUAGAGUAAUAUAGAAAUUAGACACCCAAUCCACAAGUCUGAAAAUAAAGAAUUAAAAUGUUUUGGUCUGUUCUGGACCAUUAUCAAGUUGGAUGUCUAAUUUUUAAGCACGUUAUUGUGACCUAUUGUCUGCAUAAUUUAGAAGCUAAUAUAAGCACCAUUAAUACUUAACAAAGUACACUUUGGUUCUAAUAAUGUAACAGUUGAAAUGUACUGAAUACAGAAUCCUUAAAAAUAAAUGUACAGUAACUGAAUUUAACUCUAAUCACAGAAACAAACUUAAACAAUAUCAUAUAAUACUAACAGAAGAUUUAAACAUCGACCCUAAUAGCUAGGUGAAACAUGUCACUUAGCUUUCUCAGCUGUAUGAACUCCUGUAUAUGUGUGUCCCUAUAAUCACAAAACCCACUAGAAUUACCUGUACUUAACCCACAGAAAGCUGGUGUGUUUUGUGAUCAUGGGGCUAUGCACAUCUGCCUCCACCUUUAACCAUAUUUGGACUUACACAUCUCCGUUAACCUCGCAAGUAAUCACUGAUGGAACAACACAACGCUACAUUUCCUAAUUAAACCAAACAUUAACAAACCACCAUUAGGAAACUGUGAAGAUUAACUUCAGAAUGCACAAUAAAACCUCCAUAAGGAACUUCACUGAAGCUGUUAACAACAUAAACUGGGAGAUUGAGCUUAGUAAGCAUGGGAAAAAAGACUAUAGGUGUACAAAUUACCUUUGUGAAAUUAUGCCAUGCAUCUUUGAUAUACGUAUUGAUUUUCCAUUAAUCCCCACAAGGAGGUAUUUUGCAGUUCUCUGAUUUUGUAUAUUUUGUAUAUUUUGAUAGAUGGUAGUAAAGGAAGUCACUAUCUUGUAAAUUAAGAGACAGCUUUAAUAUUUAGGCAAUACAAAUAAAAAAAAAGCAAUUACCUAUUGCAUAACUAUUUUAUUUUCUAGUGAAUCAUUCAAAUGAGCAUACAAUUACAGCCCAGUACACACACUGUAAUGCCAGCAUAUAUCAAUACUUUAUCUUACUAAAAAUAUUAACAGCGAGCCAACCCAGACACUUUUUACAUUUUAUUCUAUAAACUGCAUACAAAAAUCUAGGUCUACAAGAAAUUAAUGAUUAAGAGGCUGACUAGAUAUCCAAGAACAAAAAAAUAACAUACUAGCCUCUUCUCCACUCUCUCUCUCUCUGGAAAAUGUGCCUAGUAUAUCCAUUAUACUUUAACAAGCCAAUGCACUCCUGAGGAAAGACAUAUAUGUACAAGGAAUUAUCUUACACCAACCGAGUGUACCCAAGAAGUACUGUACUGUAAUACACUCAGAAUAUUUCACUAAUGAGGUCCAACUGUCUGCCACUUAUGCCAAACUGUAUAAUGUACUUGGUCACGGGAACAUUGUUUAAGAACAAGACUAUGCACAAAGAAAAAAUCUGAAUAAAGUAUCCAAAAAUAUUGUGGAAUGAAGUCUAGCAUGCUGUGUGUAUAUAUAUAAAUAUACAGUAUGUAUAUAUAUAUUUAUUUAUUUAUAUACAUACACACAAACAGAUAUUGCUAAAGGAAUAUCAGCCUGUUCACUUCAUAUGGUUAUCAUACAAGUAAAUAAUUAUAAAAAAAAAGGCAUCAAACCUUGGUUAUUACAUAAAUGUAUAAACAAAUAUAACUUGAUUAGAGUUUAAUACAUCAAGUAAUCAUGCACUCAAAUUUAUAUUUUGGUUUUCCUAAAGGUUCGUUACAAAAUUUUAUUAAGAUGAUGUACAGCAUAUGUAAACAGUUAUGUAUGAUGAAACAAAUUCAAGAUCCAAAAAAAUAGCGAUUAUCUGAUCUUCAUUAGUGCAUGUGUUCUAAAAAAAUAAAGUAAUUCUUGGUAGCAUUAUUAUACAUUCAUUACAUUCACUUUAAAAAAACAAAAAAAUACUAGUAACCAAUAGUGUUCCAAAUAUUGCAUAUUUACAAAGGACACUUAUUGCUGCAAUUAUGUUGUUUAAGUGUAUUUAAAAGAAAUAGCAAACACAUUUAUUUGCUGCAAUGAUUCUGGUAGUUUAAUCACUUAUUAAUGACAAAAGAUUCAAGUUUAACAAUGAAAGCAUGAAGACAGAUCCUAACACAAUAAACUACCCUGUAUCUGGAAAGCAUAGGAGAAUAGGCCUAUCUAAAUUUAUUUUGUUGUGGAUAUUCUGAAUAUAAAAAUACACCCCAUCAUAACUUUAAUCAUAAUUGGUUCACAUGUGUUGUGUUGCCUCUAAAUAACAUACCAAAUAAAGGUUUUAAAGAAAUACAAAUAGUACUAGUAACACUAUUUGGAGGUCAAAAGCUGUAUGUACUCUAAUGCAAUACUAUACAGUUUUUUGUUGUCAUCAAUGGCCCUACAGUGCCAGUAAACUUAUCCAGUUGCCAAUUAUUACUAGAUUAAAAGGGAUAAAUAAUAAAGUAAUGAUUCUCAAUCCUGCUUGAGUUUAAACCUGGGUCAUUCUCACUUGAAAGAUAAGAGGUCAAGGGUGCGAACCAUUGCACAACAGGUUGCAGUUACCUUAUGCUCGUUCACAGUACAUACCAUAUGCCAGUGGGUGUAGCAUGUAUUUUUGGUCCAUUGUAUUUACAUCCUUAAAAUCAUGUUUACCUUCUACAAAACUUUCAAUAAAUGUUUGAUGAGACAUACUAAAAAAACAAAAUAUGAUAAUAACUUACAAUUGAUAACAUUUCCAGUUUUCUUUACACAGUUACUAAUUCAAAUCCAUUUUCAUUUUGAUUUAAAAGGAAUAAUAUCAGGAUGCAGCAAAUAUUCUGAAGCAAGAUAACAUGGAGCACUGUUUAUGUCUUUUAGAUAAAAACUUUAGGGACAGUACACAAGUUCUUAAAUAUUGCACAGUAUUAUAAAUUGCAAAAAGUAACAAACCUCUACCUAGAGAGAAUUUGCCUCGUAUAAACAAAGUACUGUAUUGCAAAUUUAUAAUGUAAACCAUAAAAAUAAUGUAUAUUCUUGUGGAAAUACAAUUUUUUAAAUUAAAAUUUCUGCCACAUGUUACAGCAAGAUAUUUAUUCUUGGUAAUAAAAUACAUACAUUUCCAA
This is a messenger RNA of Procambarus clarkii (red swamp crayfish), 5470 nucleotides long. RefSeq lists its product as uncharacterized. The record is from RefSeq and is a predicted model, not a curated record. Lineage: Eukaryota; Metazoa; Arthropoda; Malacostraca; Decapoda; Cambaridae.